This is a messenger RNA of Kuraishia capsulata CBS 1993, 1782 nucleotides long. RefSeq lists its product as uncharacterized. The record is from RefSeq and is a predicted model, not a curated record. The transcript has a single exon. NCBI's taxonomy places the organism in Eukaryota, Fungi, Ascomycota, Pichiomycetes, Pichiales, Pichiaceae. The coding region runs from base 1 to 1782 and encodes 593 amino acids.
AUGGAAAAGAGAAAAUUGUUGUCUGAGCUCUUAGAUGCUGAUGAGACUCUGCUGGAUAGAGCAGAUGCCGAUAAUGGUGUGGAAGUUGGGCCCGAGGACGAAUUAGACACAGACGCACCAGAAGGUUACUGCACUGAUUGCAAAGACAUGCCUACCCAGAUCCGCUGCGAGACUUGUUCUGAGGACUUCUGCGGGAUUUGCUUUGCUUUGGUUCACAAGGGCAAAAGGAAAGAACACGUGAGUCACAAGGUGGAAAGCGGACUGGUGGAGCCAGGAAACGGCGGGGCUAGAGUGGAUGCCCAAGAGGAAGAUACAGACUUGGGAAUUGAUGCUGCAAAUCCUGUCCAAUCAGACCAUGAAAUCGAUGAGCGGAUUCUGCGAGGAAUGCGCAGAAACAUCCAGUACAUUCCGAUGAGACUAUCGGCGGAAGAGAGACAGCUGUUGCGUCUACUUGAGUCUGCUCUACACGUCUCUGAGUACACCGACCGUGUGGAUGUUUUGUCGUACAAGUCAAAAACAAGAAGACAAGUGGAGCAGCUGAGAGAAAUUUGUUCGAUCUUGGCAGGUUUGGUCGUUGCGUCGAAUUUGAAGGUUGGUCAGAGGCUAAUUGAGGAUAAGAACUUCGAAGACAACGCCGAAUGGUAUCAAAACGUGUUUGAAAUUGGAAGAAGAUAUAAGAUCAUGAACCCAGAAAGAAUGCGUGAUAGUUUUGGCAAGUUAUGCUACAUGGUGAUGGACUCACGACUUCCAGAGGUCCAAGAACACAUGGAAUUCGACCUCUACAAACCCAUAAAAACCAUCCAUUCGUUCCUAUCUUCGCGUGAUGACGGUGGAAAAGGUCUCAAGAUAUUUGAAGACCCGCUGGUUCUUUCUGCAACGGCAGAGAUCCGGGCUGAGGGCAAACCACGCCUUCAAAUCCGCAGAGAGAUCGGUGCUAAGGAGGCAGCCAUAGAGAAGAUCGCCAAUAAAUACUCGUGUGCUGCGGGAUUUACCAAAGAAGAAAUCCGCCAAGUUCUCUACUCAGUUGGCGAUUUUAAUGCAUACACUAAUGCCAAUAUGUUACCUGUGAUCCGGAUGUCCAAAUUGCUGGAGCUAUUUGAAGGUGAGACCGGAAAGCACUCGUUGGGAAUCCGGUUUGGUCGCGGUGGUGCAAGGCUGUCACAUGAGCAUGACCGCCAGAUUCAAUACGUGAGACAAUCGUUGAGUUUGUGGACACUCAUAAUGAAGGAGAUGAUCCAUCUCUGGUCUCUGGCAGAUGAUGACAUGUUCAGCAGUGGAAGAUACCAGUUGAUGUCCACUGGCCAGGGAUUGAACCGGGUAAAACCGUGUCCAUCUGUUUUGAGAACCAUGCACACGAUCUUGUCUGAAUGUCAGAAAAAGUGCAACGGCUGGGUCGGGUCCAGCGCCAUUCAUCUUGGUGAUCACACGGUGCCCAAUGCUCUUUUUUUUCUGGACAAGUACUUUCAGGUCCCUCGUAUUCUGAUUCCAGUGGAUCAAGCUUUACGUGCAAUUGAUGAGGUAACCAAAAAUGACCACUUUGUUGCAGAUUAUGUGAAUGCUCAGUUUGGUUCUUCCCAAGACCUCAAGAAAGAGAUCCUGGCUGAUUUCUUUCGCCAUGCCUUUGACGGUUCAGGUGGAGACAACUUCUAUGAUGCCGGAUCAUGUAUCGAUGGACGACUCACUAGUGCGUGGAAUUGGGCUAAUAAGAUUGGCCAGAAGGAAUACUAUAAGGUGUUUCUUCUGUCUGGGUUCAUUGGUUUCAACGGGCUAGAAGGUUUUUAA